CCCUAGCGCUCCACAGCCUCUUUUCUUCCGCCCCGCCCUACUGAAGGAAUUGCGUAGUUUCCGCUUCCGGUCGCGACGCACGCUGGAGAUCGGUCAGUAGCCGAGUCAUGGCAAAUCACCUGAAGUUCAUUGCCAGAACCGUGAUGGUUCAGGAAGGGAAUGUGGAUGGCGCGUACAGGACCCUGAACAGAAUUCUUACUGCCGAUGGACUCAUUGAUGACAUCAAGAGGCGGAGAUACUACGAGAAGCCAUGUCGUCGAAGACAGAGAGAGAGCUAUGAGACUUGUCGGCGCAUUUACAACAUGGAAAUGGCACGAAAGAUUAACUUCUUGAUGCGCAAGAAUCGGUUGGAUCCAUGGCAGGGCUGCUGAAGCCAUUAGAGAGAAAGAGACCCAGUGUGAGAACUCCCUAGUAUGCAGUAGCUCUGUCUCCAUAGGUUUCUUCUAAGAACCUAAAAAUUGGGACAUUUGCUUCUUUUUCCAGUCCUAUUUUUUCUUGCCAUCUUUUCUAUCCCAAUAUAAUCAAGAUACAUACAUGCAUUCACAUGUAUUCACAUGCAUUUAUUCCCCCUCCCAAGCCAGUGAUAUCAUUAAAUGUUCCUCCUUGACAUCAUGUGUCUUUGAUUAAUGAAAAACCCCACAGGAUUAUGUCUUUGCCAUUCUGAAGAAACUGGGGUGGGGCAGAGUCUUCAAAAAUUCCAUGAUUGGAAUAUAACACUUUUCAUCCAUUCUUUGUUUUCUAAUAGUUCCUAAUAAAGAACACUAAGGACUA
Sarcophilus harrisii (Tasmanian devil) is the source of this 771-nucleotide messenger RNA. It is a transcript of the gene MRPS21, whose product is annotated as mitochondrial ribosomal protein S21. Gene Ontology annotation, molecular function: structural constituent of ribosome. The coding region runs from base 108 to 371 and encodes 87 amino acids. NCBI's taxonomy places the organism in Eukaryota, Metazoa, Chordata, Mammalia, Dasyuromorphia, Dasyuridae. The record is from RefSeq and is a predicted model, not a curated record. Gene Ontology annotation, biological process: translation. Gene Ontology annotation, cellular component: ribosome. The transcript is spliced from 3 exons.